Gordionus sp. m RMFG-2023 is the source of this 1074-nucleotide messenger RNA. Its product is annotated as D(2) dopamine receptor-like. The transcript has a single exon. Gene Ontology annotation, cellular component: dendrite; plasma membrane. The coding region runs from base 1 to 1074 and encodes 357 amino acids. Gene Ontology annotation, biological process: G protein-coupled receptor signaling pathway, coupled to cyclic nucleotide second messenger; chemical synaptic transmission. Gene Ontology annotation, molecular function: G protein-coupled serotonin receptor activity; neuropeptide Y receptor activity; neurotransmitter receptor activity. The record is from RefSeq and is a predicted model, not a curated record. NCBI's taxonomy places the organism in Eukaryota, Metazoa, Nematomorpha, Gordioida, Chordodea, Parachordodidae.
AUGGUAGGGGCAACGGUCGUUUUUGGGUUUUCGCUGUUUUUGGGGAUCGUAACGAUGAUAGGUAACGGAUGUAUCAUGAUACUUUUCCUACGCCACAAGAGUAUAAGGGUUACGCGGAAUUACAUCAUUUUCAGUUUAGCCCUGGCCGAUUUCCUGAUUGGAUUAUUCGCUAUGCCGUUAGCCGCCAAUCAAAAUCAUAUCAGCUAUUGGAAUUUCUCAGUAUCGCUCUGCUAUUUUCACGUCAUAAUAGACACCCUAGCCACCCUGGUCAGCAUAUUCACAGUGACAUUGACCGCCCUUUUGGACAUAGGGUUAGUCUUUGGGAAGGGCAUCAGAAACGUGUAUUCCUGCAGGAACGUAAGCAUAGUUAUAGCGCUGAGUUGGCUCGCACCGGGGCUGACCAUCUUACUGCCCAUAGCGAUAAAUCCGAGUCAAAUGGGCCUGUUCAUCAAAGAGGAAGUCCGAACUCAUUCUUUAUUCUUUGGAUCGGUCCAGAUCAAUUCAACUACCUUCCAUUGUUUGCCAGAUUUUCCCAAAGUACUGUUCGCGAGUCUUGUCGUGUUCUAUUACAUAUUCGGAUUGUCGUUGACAGUGGCAGCCUACGCGGCCAUAUUCAUUAAAAUCAGGCUGAGAAAGAGGUUCGUAUUGCGAAUAGGUUCGCGUGCGGUUAACGCGUUAUCCCCGCAUCCUCCAUUUAAUAACUUGGUGCAUCCAAAAGUGACGAAAAUUCCAACUGAUACUCCCACUUUGACAGUCAAACAAACGGUCAGAGCGAACGCGUUAACAAAAUGGAAACGGAACGAGGGCCUCUUGAGGAUGAUGUUCGCCAUUGGUACGUUGGCGUUUGUUUGUUAUUUACCAGGUUCUAUCGUGUUUUUGUUGGAGGCGUUAGCGGAUAAGGGUAUCGCGUUAUGGGCAUUCAAACUCGGAAUAUGGCUGUCAUAUGCCAAAUCAGCCAUAAAUCCCAUACUGUACGGAUUUUUGAAUCACAAAUUUAAAAAGUACAUAUGCAAAUGUUUCGGAACACGCGUUGAAAACGCAACUACAACCAUCGGAUCCAUAUUGGAGGAGUAA